GUCCAUCUGUUCACCAGACCACAACCCUAAGCUGCCAUAUUUUACGCCCCACUUCCAGACCAUUCCCACUAAUGACCCAAAUUAAAACAGUAGAAGAGUGGGGAGAGAGAGAGAGAGAGAGAGAGAAGAAAAGUAGUUGGUGGGUUUGACGUUUGAAGGGCCGUUUGCUUCAGCUGCAGGUAUAUAUUAUAUUAUUCAUCACAAGAAGCUAAGUGGAUGCAUGGUCACCCCUUCUGGUUUUCCUCAUCGAUAAUUCUCGCAGGAGUAAUUAGUAGUUAGUCGUACAAGAAGAUCGUUUUCAGCGGUGGUGGCGCAGGCGGCGGUGGGAGUUUGACUGACCAGGCCGGCCUAAAUGAGGCCUCCGCCACCAGGGGGUCCGCCGGGGCCCGGCGGCGCUCCGCCUCCGUGGCCGGGACAUCUGGGCUUCUUUGGUGCCCUGUGCGACGCCGUUUCCUCUUGCUUCUACUUCGUGUGCUGUUGCUGGAUGUUUCGGGACUGCUUUGGUGGGCCUCCUCCUCCACCUGGGCCUUCUCCCGGCCCACCCGUACCUGUUCCUCCUCCUGCAGGCCCACCUGCUCCUCCUCCUGCUGCUCCUCCUCCAGGCCCACCUGCUUCAGCGCCUCCACCUCCUUUUGGCCCACCUGGCCCUCCUGGGCCUCCCGGGCCUCCCGGGCUUGUUUUCGGAGCACCUGGACCUGCAGGGGACCCUUUUGGGCUACCAGGCCCUAGAGCUCCCGGUGGCCCUCCAGGUCCAGGUCCAGGUCCAGGACCGCAUCCUUUCUAAGUUUCCCAAUCCUAUAUGCACACUGCAGGGAGGGAGGGCUCUGUUCAUCUCUGCAGGCUUAACUUAUGGUUGAUGUGUGUGUGUGUGUGUGAGAGAGAGAGAGAGAGAGAGAGAUUUGCUGAGAAGUGUAUUGAAUAGUAAUUGGUGCUGACAAUUAAACUACUAUAUCUCUUUGUUGACUUGAA
This is a messenger RNA of Malania oleifera, 969 nucleotides long. RefSeq lists its product as uncharacterized. The record is from RefSeq and is a predicted model, not a curated record. Bases 353 to 784 code for a protein of 143 amino acids. The transcript is spliced from 2 exons. Lineage: Eukaryota; Viridiplantae; Streptophyta; Magnoliopsida; Santalales; Ximeniaceae.